Messenger RNA from Hyaloperonospora brassicae, 1014 nucleotides. Lineage: Eukaryota; Oomycota; Peronosporomycetes; Peronosporales; Peronosporaceae. The record is from the annotation of a GenBank genome assembly.
AUGCAGCUGCUCGUGGUAGUGGCCGGGCCUGUGCUCGCGUUGUUGGCGUUGCUCGUGGCUCGAACGAGGACGAGUUGGGGUCGACGCGUGUUUUUAUUGGAUGAUAAAGUGGUCGUCAUCACGGGCGCUGCCAAUGGCAUUGGACGGCGACUGGCGCACAAGGUCUUUAGCGAGACUCGUUGUGUGACGUUAGUCCUGCUUGAUAUCGAUGCAGAAGGGCUCGAGGGGCUUCAGACAGAGUUAUUACUACAGUCGACACAGAGGCACCACCACCUGAAUCAAAGCGUGUUUGUAUACGAGUGCAAUGUCGCUGAUUAUCGAGCAGUGAGUGCGUGUAUGGCUCGUGUGGUUCAGGAUGUUGCGCCAAAGCACAUUGGCGUAUUGGUGAAUAAUGCCGGUGUGGUAAUGGGACAAUCACUAGAGCACUUGACUCCCGAGCAGAUCCAAAAGACGUUUGCAGUGAACACGCUCGCACAUUUCUGGACCGUGAAGACAGCGAUGCCGUCGAUGAAAAAGGCGUCCGAAGCACUGCUUGUGACCGUGUCGUCCGUGAUGGGCAUGACAAGCAGCGCUAAACUGACCGACUAUUGUGCAAGCAAAGCUGCAGCCAAUGCUUUCCACGAAGCUCUUCGCUUAGAGCUGUGGCGCGAUAAUAUCACGUCGAUUCGGACGCUGUUGGUCUGUCCUGCUGCAGUGGACACGAGUAUGUUUGCUGGUGUUUUGGCUGCGGACGAUUGGGCGCUGAAGAUAUCGCGCUUUUGUAUUCCUAUACUUGCCGAGUCUGCGGUGGCCGACACGAUUUACCGUGCCAUGGUACGCGGCGACGAGUUGAUCGUAUCGUGUGCCUCAGGGUGGAGAGGGAUAGUACUGUCGUGGGCUCCCGCCAUUUCACGACUUUUGCCUGUACCAUUGUACGACCUUGUAGUUCGCUUGGGUGGUGGUCUGAAUGGCAUGGAUACGUUUGUCGGAAGGAACGGUUAUCGCGCACAAAGCAAAAAAGACAAGGACGAUUAG